AUGGACGGCGAAAAUGGGUGCACACCCGCCAACCCCAAAUGCUCCAAACUAGCGGCAGAUUUCGAUGUCGUGACUUCUAAAGCGUGUGACGUAACGGACGCUGCGUCCGCGCACGGCGCUGCUGUUUCCACCGCGUGUGGCGCGGAGCCGGCAGCGAGCGGCGCCCAGCCCCGGCAACCUGCGCUGUCCACCCUGUCGCUCGCGCCGGUUACCCCAGGCGCAGACGAAGUUUCGACAAAGCACCGGUCGCGCUUGACUGAAAGCGACUGUUCUCCUGAGCCCACCAUUGAAAAAAACAGAAAUUCUCCGCCUGAGGACGACGCGGAGAAGGGGGAAACUUGCGCCAGUGCGGAGACGCAAGCGGAGAGGCUCCACUCAGCGUCGAGGGCUGCGGAGAGGCGGAGAUUCUGCGGGGACAGCGGGGAGUCGGAGGAACGAAUGCGCGCGCAACUGGCGGACGCGCGGAAGAUGGUGCGCGCGCUGGUGGGGGAGCUGGCGGCGAGAGACGUUGAGGGGGAUGAUGACGUGGCAUCGGGAGACGAUGACGAGGAUUGGGAGGAUGAUGACGCGGAUGGGAGAGACCAAGGAGAAGAAUUUGAUCUGACCAAGCAUAUUGAAAAGUCUCUGUCCCGCGCCUCACGCAUCUUUCGCCAUUUUUACGCCCGCACUCGCCAACCCCAGGCUCUGCGGCAGGAGCGGCGGGUGGUGCGGCUGAAACAGCAGCUGGCGCGCGCACGGGCGGAGCGGGUCUCCCUUGAGGCGGAGAUGCGCGCGGAAAGGGCGGAAUGGCGCGCGCUGGAGGCGGAAGCCCGCAGGGGGAGGGCGGGGGCACGCACCGGCGGUGCCGUAACGGUUUCCCAGGGUUAUGCUACUGGGCUAGAGGCCAAAGCUGAAAGUUUUGCUGCCGAGGCUGCAGAGCAGGGUUGUGUGGAGGCCGGAGCUAGAAGCGUUGCUGCCGAGGCUGCUAAGAACGCUUUUGUGGAGGCUGGAGCUAGAAGCGAGGAGCAGAUGACAGGAAGCGAGCAGGCGAGCAGCGUUGAUGGCUGCUGCUGCUGUGGGGGGAGUAGGGCGCUGGAAGAGCUGCAGGCGCAGGCGAUGGUGGCGCAGGGGGAGGUGUAUCUGGUGCAGGCGCAGCUGGAACGGGCGCAGGCGCAGCUGCAGCGCGUGCAGGACGAGAGGCGGAAGGAGAGGGAGAGGCACAAGGGUGCUCUGAAGCAGUUCGUGCGAUUUGCGAUGGAGGAUAGGGAGAGGGAGAAGAGGAGAGCUGAGGAGGAGUUGGGGAGGGAGAGGAGGGAGAUGGAGGAGAGGAGGAGGAAGGAGCUGGGUGGACUAGAGGAGGAGGUGGAGAGGUUGAGGAGGGAGGUGGAGAAGGGAAGGGAGCGGGAGAGGGAGAGGGUGCAGGAGGCGUGGGAGAGAGGGCGGAAGGAGGGGGUAGGUGAGGGGGAAUUUAUGAGGAAGGUGAUUGGAGAGGGGGAGAGGCGAGUGGCUGAGCUAAGGGCGAGAGUUAGAGAGCUAGAGGAGGAGAAGGGGGAGGCUGAGAGGGAGAGGAGGGAGUGGGACGCGGAGAGGAGGGAGUGGGAGGCAGAAACGAGGAGGAUGGAGGGGGAGGUGAAGGGAGAGCAGGCGCGGAGGAGAGCGGUGGAGGCAGCGUUGAGAAGGGUAGAGGUGGAGGUGGUAGAGCUGAGGAGGGCGAGGGGUGCGGUGGAGGGGGAGAGGAGGGCAGCGGUGAGAGAGGUGCAGAGAGAGGUGGUGUGGGGGAGAGAGAGGGUGGAGGAGUUGGAGAAGGGGGUGGCAGGGUUGACAGGCGAGGUGGGGGAGUUGAAAGGCGAUGUGGAGGGAUUGAAGGGCGGGGAGGCACGGCAGGCAGCAUGGUUUGAGGAGGCGGGCUCUUCUCCCAAGGGUGCAUCUGUGUAUGUCUGCCGUGUUGCAUCACUGCCCAACGCCAUGCCUACUGCUGCCACCCGCACAGGUGUUGCUGCUGCCACUGCUCGUGCUCGUGGUGCUGCUGCUGCUGCUGAACGUGCUUCCAGUGCUGCUGCCACCGCCGCCGCUGCUGCUGGCAGCACGCGCAGGAGUCACCUCACGGGUUCCACGCACGUGUGCGCACGCCAGUGCUGCUUGCACCACGCACAUGCCUGUCACACGUCGCAGCACGCAUGCGCACGCAUGGCGCGUGCUGCAAUUCCAGGUGUGGCCAGAUCAGGUGUGCCUGUUGAGUCAACUCAAACGCACCACGCAUGUGCGGCCACUCCAGGUGCGCCUUCACCAGGUAGCACCUGCCUGUAUGGAGCCGAAGCAGGUCAUUCCCUGGCCAGCAGCAGCGAGGGCUCUGAGGGAGGGGAUGGAGGGGCGGCAGUGGGUUGUUGCUCCUGCUGCCCUGGUGGGGACAGCGCAGCAAAGAGGACUCUCGCACAGGGGGAACCUGGCAGACGUGCCAGCAGUAGCAGCACAAGCACGGGCACGAGCACGAGUAGUGGUUGUUUGCCGCAUCUCAUCGCUUUGAAUGGCAACAGGCGUGGCAGGAAUGAGGGGAGAGGGUUGGGUGAGAGCGGUGCGAAGGGGUGGAGCACAGUGCAAGCGUACAGGGGAUGGGAGGAGGAGAAGGCACACCACAGGUGGUCACAAGGCAGAAGCAUGAGCACAGGAGGAGGCGAGCAGCAGGGGCAGGAGCAGGAGUGGGAGGAGAGCGGGCAUGAGUUCAUCUCCCUCCUGGAUGGGCUCCACCUGUCGCUUGAAAUCUGA
Molecule: messenger RNA, 2742 nt
Organism: Closterium sp. Naga37s-1
Lineage: Eukaryota; Viridiplantae; Streptophyta; Zygnematophyceae; Desmidiales; Closteriaceae
Source: the annotation of a GenBank genome assembly